GGUUCCAGAGCGUCGCAAACAAGAACCCGGAAGUCGGUCUCGGACAGUGUAGUUCUAACACUCCAUGGUGCGGGGGGCUGGGAGGGUGAAAGAGGAAAGAAAUAACAUAUUCUUGCCCCAUUAAGAUUUGAAGAAGCGAGCAAAUGGCGCAAACGGAUUUCCCAAAUGUGACCCAUGAUGUAUUCAAUUUCACCCUUCAUACCACCCUGGCCCUCACCACAAAACUAGUGCUUCCUACGCCUGCCAAACCAAUCCUUCCAGUGCAAACUGGCGUCCAGGCACAACAGGAAGAACAGUCGAGUGGCAUGACUAUAUUCUUUAGUCUCCUUGUACUAGCUAUUUGCAUCAUAUUGGUGCAUUUAUUGAUAAGAUACAGACUGCAUUUCUUGCCAGAGAGUGUUGCUGUUGUUUCUCUAGGCAUCUUGAUGGGUGCAGUUAUAAAAAUUAUAGAAUCUCAGAAGCUGGCCAACUGGAAGGAAGAAGAAAUGUUUCGCCCUAAUAUGUUUUUCCUUCUUUUACUUCCGCCAAUUAUAUUUGAAUCUGGGUAUUCAUUGCACAAAGGGAACUUCUUCCAGAACAUAGGCUCCAUCACCUUGUUUUCUGUGAUUGGGACAGCUAUUUCAGCUUUCAUAGUUGGCGGAGGAAUUUACUUUCUUGGUCAGGCUGAUGUAAUUUAUAAACUGAAUAUGACUGACAGUUUUGCCUUUGGUUCCCUGAUCUCUGCUGUUGAUCCAGUAGCUACUAUUGCUAUCUUUAAUGCUCUUAAUGUGGACCCUGUGCUUAACAUGCUGGUCUUUGGAGAAAGCAUUCUCAAUGAUGCAGUCUCAAUUGUCCUGACAAAUACAGCAGAAGGUUUGACGAGAGAACAUACAUCUGAUGUAAGUGGAUGGCAAACCUUUUUACAAGCACUGGCUUACUUUCUGAAGAUGUUCUUUGGUUCUGCAGCACUGGGGACUCUGACUGGUCUUAUUUCUGCAUUAGUAUUGAAGCAUAUUGAUUUACGAAAAACUCCUUCCCUGGAGUUUGGGAUGAUGAUUAUCUUUGCAUAUCUUCCUUAUGGACUUGCAGAAGGAAUUUCUCUCUCAGGUAUCAUGGCUAUCUUGUUUUCUGGCAUUGUAAUGUCUCACUAUACCCACCAUAAUCUUUCUCCAGUUACACAGAUCCUAAUGCAGCAGACUCUGAGAACUGUUGCAUUCAUGUGUGAAACAUGUGUUUUUGCAUUUCUGGGUCUGUCAAUUUUUAGCUUUCCUCACAAGUUUGAAGUGUCCUUUGUCAUCUGGUGCAUAGUGCUUGUCCUUUUUGGUAGAGCAGUCAAUAUUUUCCCCCUCUCUUAUUUGCUCAAUUUCUUCCGUGAUCACAAGAUCACUCCCAAAAUGAUGUUCAUCAUGUGGUUUAGUGGCUUACGUGGGGCAAUUCCAUAUGCCUUGAGCCUCCACUUGGGCCUGGAACCAAUUGAGAAGCGACAGUUGAUUGGCACUACCACAAUCAUCAUUGUGCUGUUCACAAUCUUAUUGCUGGGUGGAGGAACAAUGCCUUUAAUCAGGCUGAUUGACAUUGAAGACUCUAAAGCCCGGAGGAAGAACAAGAAGGACAUCAAUCUUAGCAAAACAGAGAAAAUGGGAAACACCAUUGAAUCUGAACACUUGUCUGAACUCACAGAGGAAGAGUAUGAAGCUCAUUAUAUAAAGCGGCAGGAUCUGAAAGGCUUUAUGUGGCUUGAUGUCAAAUAUUUGAAUCCUUUCUUUACCAGACGGCUCACCCAAGAGGACCUACAUCAUGGGCGCAUACAGAUGAAAAGCCUCACCAACAAAUGGUAUGAGGAGGUACGACAAGGACCUUCUGGAUCAGAAGAUGAUGAACAGGAGUUGCUGUAGCAGACUGUUGGGUGUGUCUGCACUUCUGCUGACAUUUCCAACUUUAAUUUUAAGGCAGACAGUCUUAUACAUACAUACCAUGUACAACUUGGUGAGGUUGUUGUCAAGUGACUCCUUUGUCCAGUAUGAAGUUGUGUCAUGUGCUGGAAUGCAAGAUCAUCUCUAAUGCCAUUUUUUUUUACUUUUUUGAAAUUAUAACACCUGUUCAGGCAGCAAUUAUCCCAAAUACAUUGGGAUAAUUAGAACCAUGGGUGGUACUGUCCGUGAUUGUCUACUGUAAAUGUACAGUUAAAGAAAAUUCUGUAGAAGAGCUUUUAAAAAGUUUAGCGCACUUUACUUUUGUCAGUACACUGGCCCCAUACUGGAAGGACAGUGCUGUAAAUUUGUAUAUCGAUGAUGAGCAAGUAAGUGAAUAUUUAAGGCCUUUCUUUACAUUGCUCUUUAAAUAUUUAAUGAACUCAGGGUACAGAUUGACAGAAGGCAGAAGCAGCUAAUUAAAGCCUCUUGGCCUUUGGGAUUUCUAGAAAUGUUUGUUCCAAUUUUUUACUUCUAAGUUUGAAACAACUUGACACACAGUUUUCCAUACCAUAACUUCAAAUCAUUUGGUUCCAGAAUAAAGCUUUAUUUGAAAUCUAUCAAGCUUAAUUUCCACUCUUCUCAUUCUCUUCCUUUGAAAACUGAUCCAUAGCACAACUCUGGAUGGGUGACUUGAAGCCAGAGCAUAGAAGAGGCAAAUAAGCAAGGAGUUUCUUUUUCUGGGAAAAUCUUAAGACGUUAAACAAUUCAUCUGCUUUUUAUUAUUCACAGAUUAGCCUUUACAUACUGUUUACUUUUUUUUAGUUGCUUGCAAACCAUGUAUGCUAUUGCAGAACAUCAAAUCAUAUAAUAACUGUACCUUUUUUAAAAAAUCUGUCUGUGGAAUAUUACUGGAACUUUGCCAUGAAUGUAAAACAUUGGCUGAUGGAAUAUUAUCACAUUAAAAGUGAGGGGAACAUGUUGCAUUUCUUUUUCACCUGAGAAAAAUUGAGAUAUUUUUUGUAAACAACCUAAACUCCCAUUUGUAUUCCAAACUGAAGCAAUCCUUCACUGUUCUGGCAAGAAGAUGCAAUCACUUUAAUUCAAAAGGCAUGAAGAGAAGAAGUAAAACCAAGUCAUUCUGUAGGAGCCAAAGGACAACUUUUCUUACUGUCAGAUUCUGCUGGGUAUACAUGUCAGGGCUGCUCUGAAGCCAGGUGAAUAAGGAUGUCUUAUCAGAGUAGGAACAUAUUGUUAUUUCACAUUGUGAAACAUUAGGCAAAUUUGGCAUUAAAUAAAUGUAUUAAACAACAUUA
This is a messenger RNA of Crotalus tigris (Tiger rattlesnake), 3205 nucleotides long. It is a transcript of the gene SLC9A8, whose product is annotated as solute carrier family 9 member A8. The coding region runs from base 144 to 1874 and encodes 576 amino acids. The transcript is spliced from 16 exons. Gene Ontology annotation, biological process: proton transmembrane transport; sodium ion transport; regulation of pH. Gene Ontology annotation, cellular component: membrane; Golgi apparatus. NCBI's taxonomy places the organism in Eukaryota, Metazoa, Chordata, Lepidosauria, Squamata, Viperidae. The record is from RefSeq and is a predicted model, not a curated record. Gene Ontology annotation, molecular function: sodium:proton antiporter activity.